This is a messenger RNA of Xenopus tropicalis (tropical clawed frog), 3600 nucleotides long. RefSeq names its product WD repeat domain 6 (gene wdr6). Bases 165 to 3494 code for a protein of 1109 amino acids. The transcript has 7 exons. NCBI's taxonomy places the organism in Eukaryota, Metazoa, Chordata, Amphibia, Anura, Pipidae. Gene Ontology annotation, cellular component: cytoplasm. The record is from RefSeq and is a predicted model, not a curated record.
GUCACUUCUGCCCAGGUGCGCAGAAGAGCGCACUAUUAGUGGGGUUGGCGGAAGCAGGAAUCGCUGGCAGGGGGUCCCAGGAGAAAAGCGGGAUGUUCCUAUUGCAGUGUAGAACCGGUCUGAUGGAUUCUCUGGUUGGAGGUUGAGAAAAACCAUAAGCAGAAAUGGAGUCUCUGCUGCUGAUUGCACCCAUUACAGCGCUGGAGUUUGUUGGCGACCAUCUCCUGUCUGGUGAAGGCCCUUAUCUCACUGUGUAUAGUUUGGAGAAAGAUCACCUUAUCUCACAUAGGAAAAGGCAGAAUGUUCUCCAAGGUUACACUAUCCAUGGCAUAAAGCUCAAUUCUUCUGCUACGGUUGAAGGUGAACCCAUGAUAGUUGCUGUGUUUGGAAGCAAGGGGCUUAUCGUUCUGCAGCUGAACAUCAGUGAUGAUGACGUGAGCCUAACAGAAAUCUGUAUGCUCAGAGAACUACAUGACUGGAUUUGGGAUGUACAGUGGCUUGGAGACUGCCUAAAACCAGCAGCGUACCUUGGUUUAGCCCUAGGCCACAACUCCGUGGCUCUUUAUGAUUUCUUAAGUGGGAAGGUUCUAAAAGAGGUCCAUUGUGCUGAGAAAUGCAUCUUGUACUCUGCUUGUUUCUACGGUCACAGCUGGGAGGAACUGGUGCUGGUUUCCGGGACCGUUUUUAACCAGCUAGUUGUUUGGGGAGUGUCAGAUCCAACAAAUAAAGAUGGACGAACAGAACCAAGGCAAAGGAUAAGCGGCCACAAUGGUGUCAUAUUUAGCAUCUUUUAUAAAAAGAAAAGAGGUCUUUUAGCUUCCGCCUCUGAUGACCGCAGUCUUAGGAUUUGGGAUGUCGGCGACCUUGUGGCUAAGAGUUUUGAUGUCAAGUGCCUUCUUGUGUUGUAUGGGCAUCAGUCUCGAGUGUGGUCAGUAAAGCUGCUUCAUGAAAACAUUAUCAGCAUAGGGGAGGACUCCGCGUGCAUCGUGUGGAAUUACCAGGGGGACAUUGUCAGUCAUUUCAAAGGCCACAAAGGUCGAGGCAUCAGAGCAGUUGCUGUACAAGGCCGGGAAGAUUUGGUAGCUACUGGAGGGGCAGACUCUGCCAUUAGACUCUGGCAAAUAAAUGGAAAGUCUUCUAGGUCCAACGAGCUCCUUUCAUUACAAUUUAGUUCAUCUCAUAGCCCAGGGGCUCCAAAGGCCAUUGCUAUGGUAGAUACCACUUUGCUCAUUGUUAUGACAGAUUUAGGUUCCAUCUAUACAUACGAUUUUAUUUCCAAAAAGUGGAGUUUUAUUCUCACAGAUGAGAACUAUAAAUCCUACUGUCAACUUGAUAUUUAUAAAACAUCUAACAAUGUCUUAUGCGCUAUUGGGAACAUAACAGGGGAAAUCAAGAUUUUUAGUCUUUCCUCUCCUAAAAUUUUCAAGGACCUUAAAUGUCACCAGGGUAAAAUACAUAGCCUGAGCUGGGUAGCGCCUUUAUGCCCUGGGUCAUUCACUUGCGGUCUUUUCUCAUCUGGCCCAUACGGUCUGAUGGUGUGCUUGGAGGUCACGUGUGUUUCUGGAUAUGUUGAAUCUGUGGCAGAAAAGGGUCGGUUUGUUUUGCCAGCAUGUAAGCAGAGGUGGCAUACCAGUGUGGCCUUCCUCCCUGAUGAGGAAUUCAUAGUGUGUGGGGAUCGUAGAGGCUCAUUAAUGUUAUUUCCCAUGAAUGCCACAAACAGAGGACAAGACCUCUUCCAGGGGGCCAUUCAGAGUGAAAGUGGUGCCUUACAUUUGAAGGAGAAUGUAGAUGAUUUUGUAGGUGAACAAAGACCCAACUGUCCCUCAACUGCCUGCUCAGUGCUAUCUGUGGAGGGUCCUGUUUCACUUUUGUUUGGCAUUCAUGGCAAGUUAGGGGUAACAUCCAUCAGUUGCCACAGUGGGUUUGUGUACAGCACAGGGCGGGAUGGAUUUUACCGUCAGCUGAAGGUAGAGAGAGGCCAGCUAACUCUGCUGCGCAAACUUAAGUCCUGCAAGGGAAUGGAAUGGAUAGAGCGCCUGUCAUUUACUGCUGAUGGCAAUUUGUUAGUGAUGGGUUUCCAUGCCACUGACUUUGUGGUUUGGAGUACAAGAACCAAUGAGAAGCUUCAUUGUGUCCCAUGUGGAGGAGGGCAUAGGUCAUGGAGUUACAGAAAAGAAGAACACACUGAGGUAUUUGCUUAUAUCAAGUCUUGUGAUAUUUUUGCCUAUUUGAGCCACCCGGUUGGGAAAACCCAAAGCAUAUUAAAAGAGCCAGUGCAUGGCAGAGAAAUAACCUGUGUCAAAUACGCGGGGUCCCUUAAAACUUACGAGCACCUACAUGUUUUAUUAACAAGCAGCGAAGACACCACUGUGAACAUAUUAUGCUUCAAUGCGGCAACAAACAGUCUGUACCAACUUUCAACAAUUAGCGAUCAUAUCUCUAGUGUAAAAGCCCUGGCUUUAGCACAAACUAAGCCUUGUUUCCAGCAGGACAGCAGCCUAUCUGCCGUGCUGUUCAGUGCAGGAGGGAGGGCAGAGAUAGAGUGCUAUCAUAUACAGAUUAACCAAGGCAAGGAUGAAGAAAGUGUCUUGUGCCAAGUAAUCCACCUUGCGUCCCACAGACUGGAUGAGCACUGGGACCGAAUGAAGAAUAAGCACAGACUUGUCAAGAUGGAUCCAGAAACCAGGUACAUGGCAAUCACAGUGGUUGGUGAGGAGGUUCGUGACAACCCACCUUCCAGUUUGGUGUUUCUUGCUGCAGCCUGCAGUGAUGGAUCUGUAAGAUUUUUUGCAGUGUGUACGAAUUCUCGGAAGAUGUUGCUGGUAGCAGAGUCCUUUUAUCACCAGCGCUGUGUGCUGAAGAUUAGGCCAUUUGUGCACCGCUUUGUUGGUGGAAAGAGAGAUCUGCUUUGCAGUGCAGCAACAGAUGGGCGCAUUGCGUUCUGGGAUGUAACUGACACUAUAGAAGAAGCACGUAACAUCCUGCAAGGGGAGCAUGAAGAUUUUCAGCCACUAAACCUGGAAGACCCUUGCUUUACAGUUUCUGCUCAUCAGUGUGGGAUUAACAGCCUCCACAUUCAGGAGACCAAGGAUGGACAUUAUCUGGUGGCCAGUGGAGGAGAUGACAACUCCAUUCAUAUCUGCCAAUUGACUGUGAACAACACAACCUGUGAAACAGAUAACAGAACCAGCAUUCAGCUUCUCAAAGUAUUUACUGUCCCCUCUGCUCAUGCCGCCCAUGUCACCGGGCUUCGUUUUCUUAGAGAAGAUUUACUGGCCUCUGUCUCUGUAGAUCAGCGGCUGUCUCUGUGGCACCUUAGGAAGGAUGGAGGUCUGCAUCCCAGAGGCACCAAGUUCUGCCACGUGGCAGAUGUGUCCGAAUUAGAUUGCUGGGAAAAUGUUGCAACGGGAGGACAUUACGGUGUCCUUUGCGGUCAAGGACUGGAAAUUAUGUGUAUACCAAGCAAAGUCCCAGAAUUGGACCAGGAAGGGUGAAAAUUCAGAAACCCAUGGGAUCAGAAAAAAAGAACACAGCUGUUAAUUUAUAUUUUUUUUAAAUUUUCAUACGCAAAAAAAUUAAAAUAAAUCAAUUUCUAUGGUU